AGGGUUCAGUUGUUUGAGACUGGGAGAGAGUCAGCCAUGAAAACUUCUGCACAACCAACACUACUUGGGGGAAAAAGUUACACUAUUUGAUCCGACAAACUCGAAUAAGAGCCGAAUUGAACUCGCCUGGUCAUGGUCGACGGGCACAGGCUGAAAAAUGUGCAAAACGUGCGAUUUUUAGGACCGUUAAAGAUGAAAAACUUUUAGUGAUGUGUGGUAUUUGCGGAGUGACGUGUCUGUUUUGAUGAAGACUCGACAAAUCGGCUGCUUAUGGCGAUGAGACUUCGCUAAGAGAGAUGAGUCAGGCAGAGGAGGUGCCUGAGGAAAUGCCUGCAUACCUCAAUGAUGAGCCAGUUGCUACAGACAACAAGGACCACCCACAGACACAGCCGGGCCUCUUUGGUAGGGUGGCAGGAGGCUUUUACGGCGCCACAAAAGGGGCUCUAGGAGCGACAGUGGGCGGCGUGUCCUGGCUAGGAGGAAAGAGCCUGGACCUCACCAAAUCGGCCGUCAGCACCGUAGCCUCUGUGCCUGCGAUGGGCGUGGGGCUGGUGAAAGGAGGAGUAUGUGCUGUAGCUGGAGGAGUGACUGCUGUCGGCUCUGCGGUGGUCAACAAAGUCCCCAUAGGAGGCAGUAAAAAGAAGGACAAGUCUGACUGAUCGGAAGAAGAAUCGCAAGCCAAUGCACACAGCUGAGACUGUGAGCUGAGCAGGAAAAGAGCAACAGAGGACUCAAAAGUUCAGUGAAGGUUUGGUGAGGGGUCUGGUUUUUUGUCCUUAGUUUGUGCGUGUUUCUUUCUUUUUUUUUUUUUUUUUUUUUUUUUUUUUUUUUUUUUUUUCUUUGAGAUUGUUUUUGAACCUACAUUCAUACAAGGACCCACAAUGCAAGAACAAAUAGACUCUUCUGCUCUGUUAAAAUGAAAAAAAAAAACAAAAAACAGCAAUUUUAUAUCACCGGUGUCUGGAAGUGUUCAGCUAAAAGGUCCAUGGUUUUUUGACUUUGUCGCAUUCGUUAGCUUUAGUACCAGAGAACAGCUUUGUAAUAUAAAUGUAAAUGUUCUUCAAUUUCGCAAGACAAUCUGUGAUGAUCUGUAACUGACAGUAAGGAAUAUUUUAGGUAUUUCAAUGUUUCACUGUCUGUGGGAAAAUGAUGGUGUGUUGGUAAAAGUGCACAGUAUUACUUUAGUUUAAUGUUCUUUUUUGUUCAGGAUGUGUAAGUGACCAAAAAGUCAUGACAGUUUAGUUUAAUUUCUCUGUUGUUGUUUUUUUUUUUGUUUGUUUUGUUUUUGGCUGUGGGCUGGUGAUUUUAAAUUUCAUUUCCCUGACAUUUCCUCUGAAUUAGUGUCGCCCUCUGGUGGCAAAUGUUCUCAGCUCACAGAAAAAUAAUGUUUUGAUACAGAAUGCAAUGGAAUACAGUAUUUACUCUACUUACAGCUGUUGUGUUUAUCAGUUCACUAUAUGACUGUAAAAACCAGUUGCAUCUUGUUCAGUGAAUCACAUUUGAUACGCAGCACUACUAUAAACUAUAUUUUGAUAGCUACUGUGACAUGUUGGAUAGAGAUGCUGAGAUUUUUCUAUUGAGUCUCCUUUGGAAAAAACAAAUAUUGUGACCCUUUCUAAAAUAAAUAGCGUAGUUUUCCAAAUGCAUCUCUGUUUCUGCUUAGGGUCACUGUUGUUUACUGUUGGAUGAGUCUGAUUGCUGGAUUUCUUGACAUUAUAUUUUGAAUUUCAAGUUUCAAAUACAGCAGAUUUGCAUUUACUCAAAGAAAGACCUUUUUUAUUAUUCUACCUUUAACUAUAAAUGCUUUUCAAGCCUUGUAUUGUGCUUAAAAUGAGGUUUCAAAGCUGUUUAGUGUAGAGAGUGUGACAGUUUGCAGAGCAAUGAGAAGUGAAUGAAACAUGGCAAUAUGAUAUUCAGGGCUUGUUUAAAUAAAGCAUACUGAAAAGCUGGA
Sphaeramia orbicularis (orbiculate cardinalfish) is the source of this 1951-nucleotide messenger RNA. It is a transcript of the gene tmem263, whose product is annotated as transmembrane protein 263. The record is from RefSeq and is a predicted model, not a curated record. Bases 297 to 659 code for a protein of 120 amino acids. Lineage: Eukaryota; Metazoa; Chordata; Actinopteri; Kurtiformes; Apogonidae. The transcript has 3 exons.